AAGUGAUAAGGAAAUUAAGGAAAUGGGUGCAGCUUAAAUAGCAGUGAUUAAUCCACCUAGACUCAGAUAGUCUGCAGUUGCAGUUGCAGAUGUGACGUAUUGGCAGUACAGGCAAAUGCAUUUGAGCUCAGAAAGACCCAGCUCAUUUGGAGGACCUUUAUGACCACGGCAAGGCAGUGACCAGGAUCCUGUAAAACCAGCCUCUGCUAGAGCUAUUUAAUGUGCUAAGGGCACGCCUGGAGAAGAGGUGUAUGUGAGGGGCUGUAAUAUAUUGGCAGAGGUGUGCUGGCAUCGAGGGGCCUUCUCUGUUUCAGCUUGCCACUAUCUACACAACAAUCCGACCCAGGAGGAACCCAACUCCGUGGGACCCAAAGCAAUACAGGUGGGAGCUGACAUCCGCCAAUGUGUUUCUUUUAUUUGAGCAUCAGUAAAAGACAAGGGACUGCAAGUAAACUAUCAGAUAAGGCAGAACAAAGCCAAGCAAAACCGUUCUUUGUUAUGGAAAGAAAAUACUGUAUUGAGUGUUAUUAAAGGUAAUUAAAACAGGAUUAACUUUUCCAUUACAUUGUAAUUGUCAACAACCGGCAAAUUAGACAAAGACUGUGGACAAAAGAAUAAACAUUUUUUAAAAAAAGAGUUAAGGAUCUGUAAAAGAAAUGAUAAAGGCCCCCUCCAACCAGAAGCGUCCCCUCCUCCCAAGCUUUGACCAAUCUUGGGACACAUGUAAAAACCCCGUCUCCCAUCUCCGACUCAACACGUUUGACUUUUCUGAUCUAUGGGAUGAAGAGGACCUAAGACUAGAUAUUCCUGAGGGAGAUGGAGGACUUGCAGGGACACAUACCUGUCAAAUCAAUGCAGACGUUAGGAAAUCUAUUCCUGCCCCACCACCGCUUGCUCCUCCUUUGCCCCCAUCAAUGCUGUUUAAUUGCCCAAGCCCUGGUAAAGAACGAACUCUAAGACUCCACUGGAGGGCUCUCCAGUCUCUGCCUGUGCUUCCCAAGGUCAGUCGCUUUGGCACUCAGACCAUCUGGGCAGGGUUAGAACCAGUCCACUUGGAUACCAACAAACUGGAGUACCUGUUUGAAAGCAAAAUAAACAGCAGCACUGGAUGUAGGGUGAGAAAACAGCAGAAGCAGAAGUGCAUCACGGUGCUAGGAGUGAAGCGUAGUAACAUCAUCACCAUUGCCCUCAGCAGUCUCGCACCCCCUCGCUUGCUGCCCCCUGCCAUAAUGAGUAUGGACUGCUGUGUGCUAGACAGAGAGGACCUGCAGAAACUGCAGACUCUGAUCCCAUCAGAAGAAGAGUUGUGCUCGAUUAGAGAUGCCAAGGCCCAAUUCCCAGACUCUGUUUUGGGACCAGCAGAGGACUGUCUCCUCACAUUGGGUAGAAUUCCCCAUCUGAGUCAGAGACUUCAACUUUGGGCUUUCGCUUUGGAUUAUGACAGUUUGGAGAGAGAAAUUGCUGAGCCUCUCUUCUAUCUGAAGUUAGCUAUGGAGCAGCUAACGGCCAGUCACACGUUCCGCUGUAUCCUGGCAACCGUGUUAGCGAUUGGCAACUUUCUCAAUGGGUGCAAGGCCAGUGGGUUUGAGCUGAGUUACCUGGGUAAGCUGUCUCAGGUGAGAGACACGCACAGCCGCCAACCACUUUUGCACCACGUUUGCGUCUUGCUGCUGCAGCUUUACCCACGGUCCUCCGACCUGUAUUCUGACAUCACGGCUGUGAUGCGUGUCAGUAAGUGUGACUACAGUCAGGUGCAGUCUAACCUCACACAGCUGCAGUCUUGCUGCAAGGCAUCAUGGGAACAGCUGCACAUGCUAGAGCGGGAUAAAGGGAAGGAACUUUGGGGAGAAAAUGCAGAGGGUACCCUCAGAAAGCGCCUCCCUAGGAUUCUGAAGGAAUGUGAGGAGAGACUGAACGUGUUGAAAGCUGUCCAUCGAAGGGUCAUCAAUAGGUUCCACUCCUUCUUGCUGUUUCUGGGAUAUCCACGCUGUAUCGUGAAGGAGACUAGCCCUGAGGUCUUCUGUAAAACUGUCAGCAACUUUGCCCUGGAGUACCGGACGUCCCACCAGACCAUUGUCAGAGAAAAGGAAAGAGAAAAUGAAAGAGAGGGAGAAACGACUGCUUCUACUCCACAGUGUACCCAGCCACAGGAGUGUCUAGAGCACUGCAGACUUCAGGAGGUCCUGAGAACACCUGAGUCUACCCUACACCGAGACCCUAGCCUUCCCCGCUCCCGCAGAAAGAAAGGCCAAGCUUCUAGCAAGCUGAAGUGACAAUGAGUGAUGUGUCUCCUUCUCUUCACUCCCCAAACCUACCUAAUUGUGGAUCACAUGAUACAUCGGCCGACCAGAAGCUGAGCAUUCUUUAAUAGCAUCCAAUGUCGCUGGCUAGCAGGCCCGUUACCAUGGCCUGAGAACUCUACCUCCACAUGGGCCAAGCAAAAGUCACAUGCUGUACAACACCUAUGCUAUGCUUCCUGAAGACUUGAGUAGGCAUGCUCCCCUUAACUUUGUUCAUUAAAUAUUACAGCAGCGGAUGUACUCAACACAGUUCUAGUAGUACUGUAUAUUUACAUCACAUUUAGUUGCGUAACAGAUGCUUUUUAUCCAAAGUUCCUCAAAGUUUAAUAAAGUUGGAUAUUUUGCUAGUGAAUUUCCAGUUUGGUGACCUGCCCAGGGUGAUGUUUCAGACUUGAACGAGAAAGACUGGACAAUACAUGAAACUCAAACAGAAUGUACAAAUGCAACAUUCUGAGUUAUAUUUCUGUCCUGUCUUACCUUAAUAACUCUCCCUUACUUCCCAAACCACCAGGCAUUACUUAAGCACAACAUUUGAAAAUCUGAGUAGUCUACAUUUAAAAUUUGGGUUAACUGUUGUUUGUUCAGUAAAUUCUGUACAAUAGUGAGACAGUUACCCACUCAACACUGUACCCAUUUACAUAAACACAUGCAUACAUUUAACAGAUGCUUCCAUAAAAGCUGAUGCCAUACAUACUUCAAAUAACAUAACAGAUUAUUCACCAAAGAUCCACACUAAAAAUAAACAAAAAUUUCACAUUAAGUAUAUUCCUUUUAAAAGUCAGAUUUUUUUUCUAAUAAAAGUUUCAGUUAAAAAUAAUGUUAAUAUAAGGAUGGGAUUUUACUAUUGCUGCAGAUGGCUAUAAGUCUACAUCACUGGGGAUACCAAUUACAAUUAAGCAGGCUUGUAGUGGCUCCGAGGUAUUUCAGGAAACCAGCAAACUGAAUAGCAGCAGUUAUUGUUUAACAUACUCUUCUGAGCAAGUAAAUAAUAAACUAACCUACUAAAAACUAUCAAGACGGAAUAGAAUAAUAAAGAAUCAAAGCUAAAUCAACUUUGCUCUUUUUGUGGGGUUCAUCAUUAACAAAACUAUUAUUGUUGUUAUUGUUUCAUAAGACUGACAGAUAGACAGACAGACAGACAGACAGACAGAUAGAUAGAUAGAUAGAUAGAUAGAUAGAUAGAUAGAUAGAUAGAUAGAUAGAUAGAUACUUUAUUAAUUCAUAUUAAUUCCAAAAGAAAUUUAGGAUUUUAACUUUUAUGGUUUCACCUAUGUUUACUUGGGGUCACUCAAUUACAUUCUCAAAAAAACUACAAACUCUUAAUGUGCCUGCCAACUUUAAGGACAUGACCAACUAUCAAGUAAACUGCUUAACUACUUAAUUCUAAAACUAAAGCAGUCUCCCGUAUUAGCCCAUUAUCAGCCAUAACAUUUACUGUCCACUUUCACCAAGCCGCCAAAAAGAUAGCUGGAGUUGAAGUAAUUGCACAUUUCGUGACGCUUAGCACAGGAUUUGAGGGACACUUAUGUUGGCCACAUAAAGAAAAAGACCGCGGAACUGCGUGACGUGAGUAUCCAAUAAGAGAUUGUGAUUUAGAGGCGGGUCUUCACAUAGGCGUGGCAAUAAUUUUACGGAUAUCGAGCCGGCGCCAUUUUACAGUCGCAGUCGCCUCAGUGUCGUGUGUGUCGGAAAGAGACCUGAAAGCGCAAAGCUCGUCGAAUUUUAGUAGCUAAUUUUUAAACGUAAGCUCCUGGUGAGUAUUUUGAUUCAAGAGGUUUUUUUUUCAUUUUUUCCUACUUUGAGCUAUCUUUGGGAUUUUUAUUUUUAUUUUUAAUGUAUUUUUUGUGACAGGCUUUCUGUAUCUGUGAUUGCGAAUGUGGUGUACAUUUUGUGAAGCAGGACUAGCUGACGAGCUAACAGGCUAGCUGAAUGGUUACGUGGUCGCGUGAGGUUAAUUAGCUAAAUGUCACUAGCUCGCUUUUCAUAAUUGUCCUUAUUGUUUUAAUUUUUUUCUGUCGUAAACUUCUUUUUUAAUAAAUGAAAAUUUUUUCAAGAGGUCCUUUAGUGCAGUGUGCUUAGGAGGAUAUUUUUAAAAGAAAAUCCCGAAGACGGUUUUGUUUUUUUUCUUUUACUAAAAAAAAGAGAAAACGCCAUUUUUUUUUCUUCAUAUUUGGAUUUCCUACUUUUUUAUUUUCCGGCUUUAUUUUUCCCCCCAAUCAUUUAGCUAGUUGAUUUACUGUUUUCGGCAAGGCUGCUUAUGGCUUGUAAUUGGAUGAUUUAAAUACAUUUUUAAUUCUGAAUUUUGUUUUAAUUUUUUGGUUUUAUUCUAAAUUCAUCAGCUAUUCAGACGUAAGACUGUUAUUUUUAUUUUUCUUGUCAAGGCUGGUUUUAAAGGGAUUCUGAACAAACUUCUGUCUGUAAUAUUUUUCUGCGCAUGACCGGGUUGUGGAUUAUGAGACUUGAAAUGGACUUUCUGUGUAGCAACACAAGACUAAUUCCUGAAAACAUUUAAUUAAAAAGUUGUAAAGAAGUUCAUGUGUGGUGUGGAAAUGCGUUAAUUUUUUCGCUUGUACGGCUGUAGUUGUCACAUUUCUUUCUCCUGAAUGAUUUCUAUUCGUUAGCUGCUGGUGCGUAUCAAUUCAUACGAGAGCGCGUGAUUUAAAAUACGCUGAGUGUAUGAAACAUUAGGGACGCCUGGUAUUCCCUUAAUAGAUUGACUGGAGGAAUCCAGGCUAAAAUUCCUUUUUUUUGUUUUAAUAACUUAAGGUAGUGUACAUCAAUUGCAGGCGACAGAUUAAAGAAGGAUUACAGCAGCUCUUGAGAGAAUUGAGAUCGUCUGGAUUAUGUAUAUAGAUUAAUUGUGCAAGAAAUAUUAAUGAUUUGAUUGAUGCCUAAUAGUAGGCACCUGAUGUGCUGAUUUGAGCUCAAGAACUGUAAGGUGUAUUGGAAAUCAUCUGAUACCCAAAAGAUUUUAAGUCAGGGAAAAGUUUAAGGUAGGCAAAUCGUGUGGAUGAAGACUGACUUACUGUAGGCAAUGUGGCAGUCCCAUCAUAUUGAUGGGGUAAGAUAAAAGAAUGUCUCUCAUUACAUCUUGAGAGGAUGGAGUUAUUCUUUAUGCAAAAAAUAAACUGCUGUUAAAGUUGAGAAGGGAAGGAAAAACUUUGAACACUCAAGUACUGAAGAAAAGCAUUUCUUGGUCUAUUUUUUUAUUGUAUGCUGAUGGGGGCUGGGGACUAGAAUAGAGAGGAAAAAAACCCAAUUAUCCCUCGUGCAAUGUGUCAUCAUAGCAUGCUGGUGUUGUUGUUUUGUUAAUGUGAGGAGUAUUUCAUGUCAUGCAUUGACCUCUUGAUAAAAGUGGGACAGUGUCUGAAUACAACAGGAUAUCUGAACACCAUUUCCAAUCAGGAGCAUCCCUGCAUGGCAGAUCUUUUUUGUUUUUUUAAGUAGGAGAGUGCCUGUGUCCAAUGGUUAAGAUUGGUAUGGUAUGUUUUUAUGGACACUGAAAUCAUCUUAAUACAGGUCUGAAGUCUGUAGAAUAAGACGGACCAAGCUAUUUGGAGUGUAAUUCCGCUACCAACCAACUUAAUGCAAACAAUAGAGUUGGUGUGGUUCAGCAUCCCUGUAGAAUACUCUUUAUGCUCGAGUCCAUUCCUCAAUGAAUUUGAUCCAAAGCAAAAGGGGUGCAAAACAAUAUAAGGAAGUGUCCCUAAUGUUUUGUAUACUUGGUGAAACUGCCAUGAUGCUGUUCUGUUUUUUGACAACACAUCUGCUUUGCCUGCUGGCACUCACAUUUGGCAUGAAUGGCCAGAUACAGUACUAUUUCAAAUAAAAGGCAAACCAGUUUCAUA
Messenger RNA from Paramormyrops kingsleyae, 6148 nucleotides. Its product is annotated as FH1/FH2 domain-containing protein 1. Gene Ontology annotation, molecular function: actin filament binding. The record is from RefSeq and is a predicted model, not a curated record. NCBI's taxonomy places the organism in Eukaryota, Metazoa, Chordata, Actinopteri, Osteoglossiformes, Mormyridae. Gene Ontology annotation, biological process: cortical actin cytoskeleton organization. Gene Ontology annotation, cellular component: cytoskeleton; cytoplasm.